This is a messenger RNA of Rhipicephalus microplus (southern cattle tick), 531 nucleotides long. RefSeq names its product tigger transposable element-derived protein 6-like. NCBI's taxonomy places the organism in Eukaryota, Metazoa, Arthropoda, Arachnida, Ixodida, Ixodidae. The record is from RefSeq and is a predicted model, not a curated record.
AUGCGGAACUGCCCUAAUAUUCCGGUGACUUAUGCCUGGAACAAGAAGGCGUGGAUGACGAGGGAUAUUUUCCUCAAGUGGCUGAAGGCCUGGGAUUCGGACCUGGCCCGUCAAGGACGGAAGGUAUGCCUUAUUGUCGAUAAUUGCACGGCACACCGCACGGACGCCCAGCUGAGCAACAUCGAAGUGGUAUUCCUGCCGCUUAACCCUACUUCGAAGCUCCAACCGUUGGAUCAGGGUAUUAUCCGCACAUUCAAGUCUAACUACAAGCGUCGGCUGAUCGACAUUCUGCUCGUAAAACUGCGGAUCGGCCAAGAUCUGAAGAUCGAUCUCUUUGGAGCCAUCCAAAUGCUCAAAGCAUCGUGGGAAAACGUCAAGCAGUUGAUGAUAGCUAACUGCUUUCGGCAUGCGGGCUUUGGUCGCACUGACGAGGAAUCAGUGGAAGAAUCCGAGGAAGCUGGGUUGGCAUGCGCAGAUGAAGAAAGCGAGCUCGCCGAAACGUGGAGCAAGCUGGAGAGGAGAGCUUUGUAG